AUGUUUUUGUUGUCGGUGGUUUUUGUCUUUCAGUUUGAAGAGAGCAGCUUUAGAGGACAGUCUCAGCUGAGAGACCUGCACGAAGAUCUCACUCCAUUCCUGCAUGUCAAUGGGGACCACGCUUUCCCAUUGGCCACAAACAGCAAGGGACAAGUCCUCAUGGCGGCUUCCACUUACGGUUCAGGCCGUAUUGUUGUGUUUGGGCAUGAAGCCUACUUGAAUACAUUUCCAAACGUGGAAGGCAGUGAGAAAGACUUGAUUGCGUUCAUGAAAUCUGGCGGAGGUGUGCUCUUGGGGGGACAGGCCUGGUGGUGGGCGUCACAGCAUCCCAAAGACAACGUUUUGCUCCAGUUCAUGGGCAAUAAAGUAUCCGGAGUGGCUGGGAUACACUUCACCGAGCACCACAGAGAGGCAGAGUGUGUGUCCGUGCAAGCCCAUAUCCCACAUUCUUGGAGAACCAUCAAACUUCGUAAGGAUUUUACGGAUGACUUGGGAUUUUUGCUACAAGGAGUGUCCGAGUUUGACAUAAGUGGCGGAACCUUUUCUGAAGCCCUGGUUCACGGGUCGCUGUCCUUCCCCAUCGUCGCCAAUGCAAACGGACAAGCUGUGAUCGCAGGAGGAUACUACGGAGAGGGGAGAAUAGUGGUAGUGUCACAUGAAGGAGCUUUAGGGAAUAAGAAUCUGGCUCGUUUCUGGAACAACGUGGUCCAAUGGUUGGAUCAGGGGAGACUGGGGGUCGUUGGUGUUGAAGCAACAAAUGGCUUUGACAUUCUGAACGAGUCUGGCCUAAACUGUCAGAAAACAGGUUUUAAGUCGGGUCUGAGUGUGUUUGUGCGCACAGCCUAUGGCGAGGACCAUAUUCCUCAGAUUCAGGAGUUUGUGGCUGAAGGCGGAGGGCUGCUGUUGGGAGGACAUGCCUGGUACUGGGCCCAGUCACGUCCAGGACAGAAUUAUCUUGCAGAGUUUCCAGGAAACAAGCUCCUGAACCCCAUGGGCCUCACGCUGCUGUCGGCCAUAGUUGAAGGAGGUGUGUUCAAAGCUCCGGACCCCAGCACGGCCAUCAAAGACAACUACCACUUCCGUCACGUCCUGUACCGCUUCGCUCGACACGUGACCGACAACAAAGACAUCACUGCACAUGAAGAAAAGUACUUAAAGAAACUGGGAGGAGACUGCGCCAGCUACCUGCAGCUGACCGACGACAGCUGCUGUUCGCACAUGCAGCUUCAGGUUAUGUUCACGGACAUGCUGAAGAAGACCGGGAUUCCACAGGUGUCUGAAACGUGUGUGGUGAAAAGUCCCAAAGACCACCUGCUCCUGAGCCUCUGUACAGAGGCUUACAAAAAGUGUCCGGAUCCAGAGGAGCUGCUGAAACACCUGAUCAAGGACAACCCUCUGCUGCCCGCUGUUUAUAACCACACCAUCAAACUCAAUGUCAGCACCGCAGAGGGAGAGGAGUGGAUCAGUACAGGUCUGUAUCUGUCUCCUGGGAUGAAGAGCCACUUGUCCAUGCCAAAGGAAAUCAUCGAGAAGGGAUGGAGGGUGCAGAUAGGAUGUCAGACUGACAAACUCUAUGCUAACGAGUUGAAGAGAGCUCCGUGCGUCUGUGAGAGUUUCCCAGUCACUUCAGAGAUGGUUCUGGUGCACAACCUUUGGGGAGGCCUACUUUACAUCAUAGCACCUCCAAAAACUCAAGUGAUGGGAGCUGAAGUCAUUGUUCAAGUCGGUGUUCCUGUGCCAUAUUACAAAUCAGGGGAAACCUCUCUGUCUGAUUGGUCACGUCUGCGCACGGCCCCGUCUCCCUGGGCAGAGCUGGAGUUUGAGAACAUCAUUCUGACGGUGCCCUCAGAGGUGAUCCGGACUCUGGAGCGUCCUGACGAGCUGGCCGCGCUCUGGGACAAGAUGUUGAGGGCCAUUGCAGACUUGGCUGCAAUCCCACACAAGUUUAAACGGAAAGAGAGAUUCGUCUGUGAAGUGCAGAUCUCACAUGGCUGGAUGCAUGCAGGUUACCCCAUCAUGGCACACAAAGCCCCUGCUGCAGAGAUGGUCAGUGUUAAGCAUGCAACCACCCAAGGUCUGUGGGGAUCAAUACAUGAGCUGGGACACAACCAACAGAGAGGAUGCUGGGAGUUCCCCCCUCACACCACAGAGGCCACAUGCAACCUGUGGUCUGUUUACGUGCACGACACAGUGUUAAAACUCCCCAGAGAGAAGGGCCAUGAACAGAUGCAAGCAGGAAGACGCAAAAGUCGUGCAGAAAACUAUGCAAAAAAUGGAAGGAAGUUGAGCGAGUGGGAUAUGUGGACUGCCCUGGAGACAUACAUGCAGCUGCAGGACAAAUUUGGCUGGGAUGCUCAUAAGAAGGUGUUCGCUGCUUACCACACCAUGAGUGGCUUUCCCGGAGACAGAGACAGGAAGAUGAACCUUUACGCUGUGACCUUCUCCGAGAUUGUGGGGAUGGACUUGAGCGGGUUUUUCAAAGCCUGGGGGUGGCCUAUAGAGGGCGACACUGAGAAGAAACUGUCCAACCUGCCUGCCUGGACCGACCACCCUAUGGCCCAAUACAACUGA
Messenger RNA from Knipowitschia caucasica, 2571 nucleotides. The record is from the annotation of a GenBank genome assembly. Lineage: Eukaryota; Metazoa; Chordata; Actinopteri; Gobiiformes; Gobiidae.